UGAAUGUGUCAACUGCAGAAACAAAAUAAAUACUCUCGAUCUGUGUUAUUUCUUAUUUAUUUCCUGUAGCACAUUAAAAGAAAAUUCUGAAACGAGAGUAUCGCUUUCCGAAUAAUGGGAGUUUCACUGUUACUGCUAAAACUGUUACAUUGCAAACAAAGGAAUGCCAGAAGUGCUGGUGCUAGCACCGGAGAAGAAUCGGCCGGGGAAGGCAGCUCUCGCGAUGAAAUCACCAUCAAGAAGGAAGCUACUGACGACCCUAUCUGCAGAGUUUGUUUGAAAGAAGGUUCUAUACCUAUUUGCGGUAGCGAUACCUUAGACGAUUUAACAGAAUCUUUGAGCAUUUUUGGCGGCAUCGACGUCAGAGAAGGCGACGCGUAUCCUAAGUUCCUAUGUCAGCCGUGCCACACGCUUCUUCAAGGCGCAAUAUUAUUCAGGAAAACGGCACAACAAUCCGACCAACUCUUAAAAGAUCCGCCUAGAGUCUCACCAGAUGCUGAAAACGAUAUACCAUUUGACGAUACUGAUAAUGAUAACUCUUAUGAGUAUGAAGAAACUAAAGUUUCCAAAAAACAGUAUCAUUGUAAAAGAUGUGAUAUAUCAUUUAAGAAUUUUAGGGAGUAUAAUAAACACAGAUUAAGCGAGGAACAUGAGAACAUGAGAAUUGUUUGCCCUUACUGUAAGAAAUCUUAUGCGGCUGUAUAUUACAAAAAGCAUUUAGCACUGCAUGAGCAGUCAUCGUCUCCAUAUAUCUGUGAUAUAUGCGGGAAGGGUUUCACAAUGCAAGGACCUUUCUCUCGUCACAGACAAACUCAUUUCUACAAACUGCCUUACAAAUGUACACUAUGUCCUUACAAAGGAAGAUUUCCGGAAUCUCUAAAAAUGCACAUGCGUUCUCACACAGGGGAGAAACCUUAUCAAUGUACUGAAUGCCCUUCAAGAUUUAUAAACAAAAGUAAUUUGAAUAAACAUACAUUGACGCAGCAUAAGAAGGAGCAUGCGUUUAAAUGUGACUCUUGUAGUCGAGGAUUUUACUCGAAACGAGAUUUGGAAUUACACUUGAAAGUGGAUCAUGCAGGUAUAAAAGACCAAGUGUGCAAUAUUUGUGGGAAAGCAUUUGGUUAUAGAAAACAGAUGAUGAAACAUCAGCUCAAAGUACAUAAAAGAGAAAAGAUGAGAAGUGGCAGAAUGCCUAUUUAUUUAAAAGUAGAAUCAAUGAAACAGCAAGGACAAGAUGUUGACUCUCUUGAAAACUAAUAAAAAAGGAGAUCAUUCAUUUC
Helicoverpa armigera (cotton bollworm) is the source of this 1280-nucleotide messenger RNA. Its product is annotated as gastrula zinc finger protein XlCGF17.1. Bases 115 to 1257 code for a protein of 380 amino acids. The record is from RefSeq and is a predicted model, not a curated record. Gene Ontology annotation, molecular function: DNA-binding transcription repressor activity, RNA polymerase II-specific; RNA polymerase II cis-regulatory region sequence-specific DNA binding; zinc ion binding. Gene Ontology annotation, cellular component: nucleoplasm; nucleus. The transcript has a single exon. Gene Ontology annotation, biological process: regulation of transcription by RNA polymerase II. Lineage: Eukaryota; Metazoa; Arthropoda; Insecta; Lepidoptera; Noctuidae.